AUGGGAAACUAAUGUAAAUAAUGCACUUAAGAUUUAUAAUCUAAAACUUUGAAUACCUAACAAAAUCUUUAGUCUAAUUAUAAAUUAUAUAGUUUUGGACUAGAAAAUUCAUUCCAUUUUGAAUACAAUUAGAUAAAUGGUGUCCCUUAAUUUGGAUAAUAAACUCGAAAAUUAAAAGUGUUUUUAGAUCCUCCAAAAGUGGUUAGAAAGUUAUCUGAAGAAUCAUUCAUUUCUCCAUAAGAACUUGAGGAUUCAAAGGAAAUAUUUUAGACUUGUGAAAACUAAAUUAAAUAACCAUUAAAAAGGGUUCAAAGUGAAGAAUAAAUUGAAUUGGGACCAUCACCAAUAAGAAAAAGAAAUGUCAGUGAGACCAAUAAUACACGAAAAUCUAAAAAAAAGAAAUCUCUCUCUAAUAUUGCUUAAAAUUAGAGAUUAUUAUAAUGGGACAGUAGAAUAAUAAAUUAGUAACUAAAAUAAGCAAAAUAAACAUUCAAAUAUAGUCAAACAUAAUAAAGUCAAUAAUUUUAAAAUUUGGAAUCUUAAAAUGGAGAAAAGAACAGUAAAAAAAAAAAUUUAUCUAAUUUAAGCAAAAAAGAUUAAGUUAGAAAUAAAAGUUAAACAAGUAGUAAUAUCUAAUAUCAAUCACCAAAUAUCUAUCAAUAAUAUAAAUGA
Messenger RNA from Paramecium sonneborni, 672 nucleotides. The record is from the annotation of a GenBank genome assembly. Lineage: Eukaryota; Ciliophora; Oligohymenophorea; Peniculida; Parameciidae.